Molecule: messenger RNA, 810 nt
Organism: Aspergillus candidus
Lineage: Eukaryota; Fungi; Ascomycota; Eurotiomycetes; Eurotiales; Aspergillaceae
Product: urease accessory protein UreG
Exons: 3
Coding region: 1-810 (269 amino acids)
Molecular function (GO): GTPase activity; nickel cation binding
Source: RefSeq, a predicted model, not a curated record
AUGUCGCAUUCUCACUCCCACGACGGUGAACUCGGCCACUCCCACGCUGCUGAGCACGGCCACUCGCAUGAGAUCCUCGAUGGACCGGGCUCGUACAUCAACCGCGAGCUGCCCCUCGUUGAGGGCCGGGACUGGAAGGAGCGGACGUUUACGAUUGGGAUUGGGGGGCCCGUGGGAUCCGGAAAGACCGCUCUGAUGCUCGCGCUGUCGAGAGCUCUCCGAGACGAGUAUAGUAUCGCUGCUGUGACGAAUGAUAUCUUUACGAAAGAAGACGCCGAGUUCCUCACCCGCAACCGCGCCCUCGCCCCCAGCCGCAUCCGCGCGAUCGAAACAGGCGGCUGUCCCCACGCCGCCGUCCGCGAAGACAUUAGCGCAAACCUCCUCGCCCUCCAAUCCCUUCAAAAGCAAUUCUCCCCGGACCUCCUCCUCAUCGAAUCCGGCGGUGACAACCUCGCUGCCAACUACUCGCGCGAGUUAGCCGACUUCAUCAUCUACGUGAUCGACGUCGCCGGCGGGGACAAAGUGCCGCGCAAGGGCGGGCCCGGCAUCACGGGGUCUGAUUUGUUGGUUGUGAAUAAGAUUGAUCUGGCGGAGAUUGUGGGUGCGGAUUUGAGCGUUAUGGAGCGCGAUGCGAGGAAGAUGAGGGAGGGGGGGCCGACGGUCUUUGCGGAGGUGAAGAAUGGGAAGAAGGGGUUGGAGCAUAUUGUGGGGUUGAUUUUGAGUGCCUGGAGGAGUACGGGCGCUUAUGAUGUUGCUGUGGAGAGGUGGAAGGCUGGGGGGGUUAGGGGGUCGGGGUCGUUGGAUGAGUAG